CUUGGAAUGCAAUUUCUCUGCCUCAACUGAUGUCCCUGGUCAGAGCAGGCACCGGGGAAACAAGGCCUGAGAGUCAAAACUGUGAGUGGGGAACUUACACAGUGCGUCAGUCAUGAGGGAACCAUGAUAAUGCUGAAACUCUGGACUCUCCUUUUUGCCUCUGCGCUGAUCAUUUGUCAGAUGUACGUCUCGCAGGCAGCUCCAUCCAGAAACAGUAAGGAGCCCUUGUCAGAUGGAAUCACACUAUCCAGCGACGAUGCGCAAAAGUUACUCAGAGCGAUCAAGGACUUCAUGCAGAUAUCUUCAGAUGAGCAAGACCACCAGACAGCUGAUGGAAGCAGCUUGGACAGACCCGUGUCUAAGCGCUGCACCGGCUUGAGCACGUGUGUGCUCGGCAAACUCUCCCAGGACAUUCACAAACUGCAGACCUAUCCCCGCACCGACGUGGGAGCAGGGACGCCUGGCAGGAAGAGAAGUCUAUCCGAGCAAUUUGACAACUAUGGCAACUCAUACAACUGAGACUGUGUUUUUUUUUUUAAAUUUAGAUCACCUUGUCUGUCUAACUUUAAUGUUUGCUUGUUCAUCCAACUCCAUCCAUUCACAAGACUGCUGAUGCAUGUGGAUCCUGUUUUUCUGACUAACUUCGAGGACACAUCCCUGCUUUAACUUCCACUGGCCAACAUUAGAUUACUGACAAAGACAUAAUAACUUGGAUCAGCUGCAAAUGUUGUGUUACCGAGACAGUUCUCUAUAUUACAAUAAAAUAUAAGAACAACUCCAAACCUUUCUACUGUUAAAUUCUCUUUUCAUUGUAAUUAUGUUUCCAGUACAAUGCAUUAAUCUUUUACAUGGGAUCUGAAACAAAAAACACACUUUACUCUCUGAGUUAAAAAAAGUUAAGGAGAAAAGGGUAAGCAUGAUUGUCUAUGAUGCACACUAUUAUUGGUAUAUUUCUUUCUACUUAUUUCAGUUGUGUUUAACAAUAUUGUUCAAAGUCAGUCUUGUUGAUCAUGACCAUCCUAAUAAACUGUGUUCACUGUCCUUUCCAUUCUUAAAAGUAAUGCAACAGCACAGAAGCGGGCAUGCAACACAGCUACCUGUGUAACCCAUCGCUUGGCUGACUUCCUGAGUCGGUCAGGAGG
Messenger RNA from Acanthopagrus latus (yellowfin seabream), 1142 nucleotides. RefSeq names its product calcitonin/calcitonin-related polypeptide, alpha (gene calca). Bases 124 to 519 code for a protein of 131 amino acids. Gene Ontology annotation, molecular function: hormone activity; calcitonin receptor binding. The transcript is spliced from 4 exons. The record is from RefSeq and is a predicted model, not a curated record. Gene Ontology annotation, cellular component: extracellular region. NCBI's taxonomy places the organism in Eukaryota, Metazoa, Chordata, Actinopteri, Spariformes, Sparidae.